GCUGAGCGCGCGAGCCUCACUCCUGACGUCAGGAGUGAUCCUCGCGGCUGCUCUCUAAACCGGGUCUCCGUGUCUUCCCGCGCGCGGUCUGGAUGCUGACUUCCCCCCCACCUGCGGCGCUCCGGAGCGGCGGAGAACCACGCAUGCAUCCGCGCGCGGAGGAGCCGUGAUCCAGAGCGCAGCUCCGCGCGCACAGCUGUGUCCGGACUCAGACCCGCGGGAUGCUCGGGCUGCACGCGCCCCCUCAGCUUCUGCCUCAGUGACCGUGGAUGGCGGCGGCAUGGAGAUAGCCUUGGUGAGCUUCGAAAACGGCGGCGCCAAAGGUGGCGGCGGCGGGAAUGCGGAGGAGAGCUGCCGGAACGCGCUGGAGGUCCCGCAGCCGGGCUUCGUCCAGAGCGCGCUGGGAGAGGAGCGCGGGAAGGAGCUGAACACCCGCGGGAGCCCCCGGGCGCCGCGCAGCCCCUGGAAGAUCAACGACAUGAACACCACGCUGAGCUGCAGCGAGAACGCCAUGGAUGCGCUUUUACGCGCGGACCACAGCCCCCACCUGUUCGACGACGACCUGCUGGACAUGGACGUGGACGCGGAGAGCAACGAGCGCGUGCUCAUCAACAUCGCCGGGCUGAGGUACGAGACCCAGCUGGGCACCCUGAACCAGUUCCCGGACACGCUGCUGGGAGACCCGGCCAAGAGGAUCAAGUACUUCGACCCGCUCCGGAACGAGUACUUCUUCGACCGGAACCGGCCCAGCUUCGACGGGAUCCUGUACUUCUACCAGUCCGGGGGCAAGAUCCGCAGACCCGUCAACGUGUCCAUCGACGUGUUCGCGGACGAGAUCCGGUUCUACCAGCUGGGGGAGGAGGCCAUGGAGCGCUUCCGCGAGGACGAGGGCUUCAUCAAGGAGGAGGAGAAGCCGCUGCCGCAGAACGAGUUCCAGAAGCAGGUCUGGCUCAUCUUCGAGUACCCGGAGAGCUCCAGCCCCGCGCGCGGCAUCGCCAUCGUGUCCGUCAUCGUCAUCACCAUCUCCAUCAUCACCUUCUGCCUGGAGACGCUGCCGGAGUUCCGGGACGAGCGCGAGCUGGCGGUGAGCGUGCGCGCGGACAACAGCACGGCGCCGCGGCCCUCGCUCACCUUCUCGGACCCGUUCUUCAUCAUCGAGACCACGUGCGUCAUCUGGUUCACCUUCGAGCUGAUCGUGCGCUUCUUCGCGUGCCCGAGCAAGUCGGAGUUCUCCAAGACGAUCAUGAACAUCAUCGACAUCAUGUCCAUCAUGCCUUACUUCAUCACGGUGGGCACCGAGCUGGCGGAGCAGCAGGGCCAGGAGCACCAGAACGGCCAGCAGGCCAUGUCUCUGGCCAUCCUCAGGGUCAUCCGCCUCGUGCGCGUCUUCCGCAUCUUCAAGCUUUCGCGCCACUCCAAGGGGCUGCAGAUCCUGGGCCAGACUCUGAAGGCCAGCAUGCGCGAGCUGGGGCUGCUCAUCUUCUUCCUCUUCAUCGGAGUCAUCCUCUUCUCCAGCGCCGUCUACUUCGCGGAGGCGGACGAGCCCGAGUCGCACUUCUCCAGCAUCCCGGACGCCUUCUGGUGGGCCGUGGUUACCAUGACGACGGUGGGCUACGGGGACAUGCGGCCGGUGACGGUGGGCGGGAAGAUCGUGGGCUCGCUGUGCGCCAUCGCGGGCGUCCUGACCAUCGCGCUGCCGGUUCCGGUCAUCGUCUCCAACUUCAACUACUUCUACCACCGCGAGACGGACCAGGACCAGUCCUCCCUGAAGGACGAGCCCGCCAGCGGGCGCGCGAGCCCCGAGCCGCGGCGCCGGGGCUCGCGCGCCUCGGCGGACAAGAGCGAGGCGGGGGAGGGCGGGGAGAAGAGCCUGAAGGCCAACAGCAGCGGCGACUUCAAGAAGUCCCUGUACGCCUUCUGCCUGGACACGCGCGAGACCGACCUGUAGACCCGCCCCGCCCCCAAACCCCCCACCUGUCUGCGCGUGCGAAGGAGAAACCGCGCGCGCGCAGUCAGCCAGUCGGGAUUUGGGAUCAUUUCUGGACACGCGGAGGAUUAACGGAAUCUGAACAUGAACCGGAGCGGCCCACGCGCACGCGCGCAGACUUCACGUCCAAACAAAAGAUUUUGGAUUUUUUCUGCAGAAAGAAUUCCGGAUUUUCCUCUUUCUGUUUGAAACUUCAAAGUAAAACUUUUCUGAGAAACUCGGAUCUGAAUGGAAGUAUGGCGGGAGCGCGUGCAUGGAGGAGGCGCACACUCACCAGGGAGCCAGCACCACCGUCCACGCCUCCACCUGAAGAGGACUGGGCAGGAGGCCCCUCCUCCAAGAGGCCCCUCCUCCAGGAGGCCCCUCCUCCAGGAAGCAGCUGCUGCACCUCCACAUCUGGGAUCUGCUGUGAUUUGGGAAGUCUGUGCCUUCAACCAAAGUUCCCGCUGACACGUCGGUUUCCUGGGUGGAGCAGCAGCAGCUGGAGGCUUGGAGUGAUGUUCUCCAGAUGGUGUCGUGAGGGACUGUCGUGGAGGAGAAAUCCCUCUCUGUGCAAUACGAGUCCGUACUGAUGUGACGCCGUCAUGUGGACGAACUCGCUUUAUUUUUGUAUCGCUGUUCUCCUGAUUUCUAUUUUUCUAAACGACUGAAACGGUAAAAAAAGGAGGUCAUCCGCCGGAUGGACGGUUUCCUCUGACCCGACCCAAUCCGUCCUGUGCCGACCAGCGCCAAAGCCAUAUCUGAACCAACCCUGUGCCACGUGACUUAAACGUCCCCCCAGAGGGAUGCGUUCGGGGUCCGUCGGACGCCGCAGCCUCGUCGUGUCUCCCCACCUUAGUGUCGCUCUUAAUAUUUUUGUACUUCCUCCAACAUAUCAGAUCAGCUCAGGGGGGGGGGGGGGGGGGGGCUUUUUCCAUAAAAGUUUAAAAACAGAUUUUGGGGAAAAACUGUAUUUUCAGUCAUUUCAGGAUAUUUGUGACGUGAUUUUUAGAGAAAAGUGAAAAAAUUAGGUUUAUUUGUGUGUUUGACCAAAAAAAAAAAAGAAAAUGAAAUUUACUCAGGAAAUGACCUUUGACCUUUGACCCAUAUCUGUUUGAGUCCCAACGCCGUCAGCAGAAACCCGGAACUUUGGACCGUCUGGAACCAGAACCCAAGCAGAGAUGUUUCUGUCGUGUCGAAGCUUUAUUGUUCCAAUGUUUGACUUCCAGAUCAAAGAAGGAGUGACCCCGCCCUCUAGAUGGUUCUAGAAACCCGGAUCGCCAUGAAUCCACGUGUUCUUUGUCACGGUCCAGGCUAUGAGGAGGUCAUCAGAACCGAGUCUGCAGACUCCAUGUCCCAUGAUGCAUUGUGUUUCUGAAAAUGUUUUCUAAAAGUCUCCAACAAAAGAAAAUAUGCAAAAGUCAGUGACUGAGAACAGGACAGACCUCAGGUUUAGUCACCAGAACAAACCAGAACCUGUGAUCCAAACCCACCAGAACCAAACCCAGAGAUCUCAGGCUGAUGGAGCCAAUCCAGCAGAAAUAGUUCUGGAGAAAUGAGUCCAAAUCCAACCAGAACAGAACAAGCUCACUGUAGAACCCAACAGUUUCCAUGACGACGGCUCAGAGAAUCUGAUUCGUACCAGAACUUCCAUCAGAGCUGCUGCUCUUCAGCGUCCUCCACAUCUGAGGUCAGGAGAGCAAAGGCUGCUGGGAAAAAGCACAAACUCUGGAUUCUCCUGAAGAAAAUAAACCUGUGAAACGUUCCCUCAUGA
Messenger RNA from Oryzias melastigma (Indian medaka), 3740 nucleotides. Its product is annotated as potassium voltage-gated channel subfamily A member 1. The transcript is spliced from 2 exons. Gene Ontology annotation, molecular function: delayed rectifier potassium channel activity; protein binding. The record is from RefSeq and is a predicted model, not a curated record. Gene Ontology annotation, biological process: potassium ion transmembrane transport; protein homooligomerization. The coding region runs from base 281 to 1948 and encodes 555 amino acids. NCBI's taxonomy places the organism in Eukaryota, Metazoa, Chordata, Actinopteri, Beloniformes, Adrianichthyidae. Gene Ontology annotation, cellular component: voltage-gated potassium channel complex; membrane.